This is a messenger RNA of Didymodactylos carnosus, 1245 nucleotides long. NCBI's taxonomy places the organism in Eukaryota, Metazoa, Rotifera, Eurotatoria, Philodinida, Philodinidae. The record is from the annotation of a GenBank genome assembly.
AUGAUGGAAGAAAGUCGGCCAGCUGAACUCAAAAAUCGAUGGCGUUACUUUCAGGAAACUUAUAUGAAGCCAGAAGCAAAUGAUGGACAGAAAAUGAUCGAUGUAACAAUUUUUGUUGGACAUGCUUUUUCCGAGAUACUGAAAGCAAUUGAUAUACAUCGAGCUGCAGGUCUUAUGGACCAACUGAACGAGAAGUGGUGGCGUCUACUUGACAGGACAGAUGUUAUACCUGGUCAGAGACUCGGUAGUGAUCCACCGGCGUUUGUUCAGAGAGUCGAAGUCAGCGAGGAGCCGAUGACAGUUAAUAAUUUUCUGUUUGAAGAAUCUCUCCGAGACGUCGAAGACCAUGUCUGGGAAAUGAAAGAUGCCAUCGUCGACCUCAAAUGCUCUGCCAACCAAUUCUUUCUUCGAGACAAUCCAAACAUUAAAGCUGACAUCAUUCACUACCAAGCAAUUCGAGCUCCAGGCAACAUUCCAGAUCCUCUUGGACAACAUUUGUACGCUAUCAAAGAUGCUUUCGACGAGAAAUAUGAGGUGCAUCUGGUUCCACUGUUACAAGAAGCCUGUAAAGCUCAAUGGUGGGCAUUACAAGCGGGAGAAGGUUUGGGUGUUCAUGCAGCAAUUGGACCGGUAGUGACCACAGGGUGGGGAUCAUCAACAUCACCAUCGGCAAGAACAACACCACCAUUAAAUUACAUGCCUGAAGACGACGAUGACGAUGACCACGCUGAUAUUGACGAACGACGACCUUCUGGCGACAGGGAUGACAGACGAAUGAUCGUCGAUUCCAGCGUACCUGACACAUCAUCAAGUUCAUCAUCGUCGUCCUCCUCGUCUAGCUCGCACAUGUCAGCACACGGUGCAGAUACCCCGAUGAGUCUGCCACGAUCGGAUGACGAAGGAUCUCAGCAGGAAGAAAGAGAUGAUCUGGACAUGUCAGUGUCGUCCGACUUUGACGAGGAAGGAUACCGGCCGCCUAGAGCUCAAGCACCAGCAGUUAAUGCAAAAGCGUGGAAAAUUAUUUCCGACAAAAAAUUUUUUGAAGAUUUUGAGGAAUUUUGCGAGACACGAAGUAAUGUAGAAGCCGAUGUAGCCUUAAUUGUAUCGAAAAAUACCUUCAUAACAACGGGAGGCGGUGAUCGACGUUUUAGACAGGGAAUUAGACAGGCACAUCGAGCAUUAGGAAUAACUGCAGAUGAUGUAGCUCUUCAUAUACAGGGACAAGGUGCAGGAGGCGAUCAGUGA